Dryobates pubescens (Downy woodpecker) is the source of this 592-nucleotide messenger RNA. RefSeq names its product actin nucleation-promoting factor WAS-like. The coding region runs from base 92 to 571 and encodes 159 amino acids. Lineage: Eukaryota; Metazoa; Chordata; Aves; Piciformes; Picidae. The transcript is spliced from 2 exons. The record is from RefSeq and is a predicted model, not a curated record.
GGAGGGCGAGGCGGCUUCGCACGCCCCCGCCCAAGCGCACGGCGCCUGAGGCUGCGUUUCCAGCCCGCUCCGCGAAGGCAGGCGGGGGGAGAUGCUCUUCGGGGGCGGCGGCUCCGACGCCGACCUACGAGGAGGGAGCGGAGACCCUCCCCGGGAGGAACCGGGGGGGGUCCCUGCCCCUCUCCGCCGCCCUACCCGGAGGUGGAGCGGAGUGUGUCUCGGGGGGAGGCAGCCGGUUGCAUCCCGGCUGGGGAGGGGGGCUGCUAUGGGCACCCCCUCAGCUGCCGCCCGUCUGCCCGCCCCAUCGGGGAUGUCCUGUCCUGGACCAGCUGCUCCGGUCUGCCCGCCCCCGGGGCCGCCCCGACCCCCGCUGCCCUGCACCGAGGGGCAACUGCCUGCCCGGCCCCGCCGCUUCAACACCGGCUCCCGACAGACCCAGGGAAAUUUGUCAACAAUUCGCAACCACUCUGUUAGAAACUGCUGUAUCACUUGGAAGUGGAUCCGCACUAUCAAAUCUCCAGGAGGCUGUGACAAAGGGAGCCUGCAGCUUGACACACGGGUAACAACAUAGCAAACACCUUUAAUUCUGUCA